AGGCCAUCACUCAGUCCCCGAACACCGUGACCGAGGACAUUUAUACCAACGGCUCAGCUACUCUGGGCAGCCCCUCCCACAGCAAUGGCCGGGAGGUGCGGAAGAUCCGCCUCAUCCAGUUCGAGAAGGUCACGGAGGAGCCCAUGGGAAUCACGCUGAAGCUCAACGACAAGCAGAGCUGCAUGGUGGCCAGGAUCUUCCAUGGGGGCAUGAUUCACAGACAAGGCUCUCUUCACGUGGGUGAUGAAAUCCUAGAAAUCAAUGGGCAGAGUGUGAACAACCACUCAGUUGACCAGCUGCAGAAGAUGCUGAAAGAAACCAAGGGGAUGGUGUCAAUAAAAGUCAUUCCCAACCAACAAAGCCGCCUCCCUGCUCUCCAGAUGUUCAUGAGGGCGCAGUUUGACUACGACCCCAAAAAAGACAACCUGAUCCCCUGCAAGGAAGCGGGGCUGAAGUUUCAGACCGGCGACGUGAUUCAGAUCAUAAACAAGGACGACAGCAACUGGUGGCAGGGCCGGGUGGAGGGCUCCUGCACCGAGUCGGCGGGACUCAUCCCUUCUCCGGAGCUGCAGGAGUGGCGUGUGGCGAGCGUCACCCAGUCCAGCCAGAGCGAAUCCCCGAGCUGUAGCCCCUUUGGGAAGAAGAAGAAGUGCAAAGAUAAAUACCUGGCCAAGCACAGCUCAAUUUUUGACCAGCUGGAUGUGGUUUCCUACGAGGAGGUGGUGAGGCUGCCUGCCUUCAAGAGGAAGACUCUGGUGCUCAUCGGAGCCAGCGGUGUGGGCCGUAGCCACAUCAAGAACGCUCUGCUCAGCAAUAACCCGGAUAAGUUCAUGUACCCACCCCCAUACACCACACGCCCCCAGAAGAAGAAUGAGGUGGACGGGAAGGACUACUACUUUGUUUCCACCGAGGAGAUGACCCGGGACAUCUCAGCCAACGAGUUCCUGGAGUUUGGAAGCUACCAGGGAAACAUGUUUGGCACCAAGUUUGAAACAGUGCACAAGAUCCACCAGCAGGACAAAGUCGCUAUUUUGGACAUCGAGCCCCAGACCCUGAAGAUUGUCCGCACGGCUGAGCUCUCCCCAUUCAUAGUCUUCAUCGCCCCAACAGACAAGGCAGAGGAGUCAGAGGCGCUGCAGCAGCUCCGGAAGGAUUCCGAGAGCAUCCGGAGCCGAUACGCACACUACUUUGACCUCUCGCUGGUCAACAACGGGGUGGAAGAAAGCCUCCAGCUGCUGGAGGAAGCCUUUGAGCAGGCCUGCAGCUCUCCACAGUGGGUGCCCGUCUCCUGGGUCUACUGAGAGGGCAUCCAACCCCAGCCGCUUCCCAUCAACCAUCCUGCAGCCAUGAGGAGAAACCUCCUCCUCAGCUUCCCCCGAUCCACACACAGCCAAGCACAACUCCCUUCCUCUGCUGCUCCACGGACAUGGUCUUGAGUUGGUUGACACACACGCACAGGGUCUCUGGAUCUCCUCUCCCUGGGGGACAAAGGAAAGGGGCUGCCCAGGGGACAGCCACCUCCAGCAGAGGCUGGGGCACCCCAAUAGCUCAGAGCACAGCUCCCCACCUUGCCAGGCAAGGAAAAGCACAGUCCUCAGCCAAUCUUCUCCACAUCAGUCCCAAGGAAAGUGGUAGAGCAGGGGCUUUCCAGGCAGAUGUCCUCUGCCAUGGCAGGAGGACAUACAUCACCAUAAACACCUCAAAAGCCUGGCUGGUGCCCGUGAGGCUUCACACACACCACACCAGGGCUCCUACAUCCAAGGGUUUCCCCUCACAAAUGGGAAGAGCAAGACUGGAUGUGACAAAGGCGGCAUGGAGCAUGCCACCCCCCCACACCCCAGGCAGGUCCCAUCCCAUGUUCUGAAGUUGGAGUGUUCCUGAUUCACCCUGUGCAACUGUAGUUGUUGAAAAACCAAAACUCACCGUAUUUAAAUUCUCACCGUGCAGCUUGGAUUGUUGCUGUCUGGCCGGAGACCCUCGGCAGCAGCUGAGGGAAGUCCCACGGACCAAACACCAGAGGGACAGUUCCAUGGGUAAAUUAGAUGCAGCCACACGUGUUUGUUGCAUGCAGUAGAAACAGCAUCUCUACAAAGAUCAUCCCAGGCAUGUCUUUCCAGAGUCUAGGGUGUCUGGCACACUGUAUGCAAACAUCAAUAAGCCACCCACACCAAGGGGGUUCCUUCUUCUGACACACAAACUCCACCACAACCAUGUUCGGGAAGCAUCACCAUGGCUCCCGGGCAAGCCAUAGCCAUCCUUUAGGUGAAAGAAUCUCAUUUGUGUGUUCAGCAGUCAGCAAGGGGAAAGGGAAUAAGAAGUCUUGUGCAAUUAUUAUUUUUUUUUUUUUUUAAG
This is a messenger RNA of Calidris pugnax (ruff), 2352 nucleotides long. RefSeq names its product membrane protein, palmitoylated 1 (gene MPP1). Gene Ontology annotation, cellular component: plasma membrane; cell-cell junction. The transcript has 11 exons. Bases 144 to 1301 code for a protein of 385 amino acids. Lineage: Eukaryota; Metazoa; Chordata; Aves; Charadriiformes; Scolopacidae. Gene Ontology annotation, molecular function: signaling receptor binding. The record is from RefSeq and is a predicted model, not a curated record.